GAGUGCGAGAGAAUCCCUCUGAAAAAAAAGCUUUCAAUAUUUAUGUAUCUCUCUCUAGAAUUCUAAUGGAGAAGGCAUUACAGGCAAAGUGGGAAGGGAAGGUCUCAGCAAAGCUAUCAAACGCCACAGUAGACCAAAUAUGGCCUCUAUUCACAGACUUCUUCAACUUCCAAAAGUGGUUCCCAAGUCUAUCCACUUGCCACGGCAUCCACGGCACCAACGGUGAUCCCGGCUGCAUCAGAUACUGUUCCGGAUUUUCGAUCCCAUCCAACGUUGGCGACAAACCCGUCAGCUGGUCAAAGGAGAGGCUGAUAGCCGUUGAUCACGCCCAACACAGCUUAACCUACGAGAUAGUGGAUAGCAACAUUGGGUUCGAGUCAUACGUUUCGACGGUGAAGAUCGUUCCUGGAAGUGAUCCUGGUGAUGAUCAUGAUCAUCAAUGUGGUUGCGCGAUUGAGUGGUCCUUCACCGUUGAUCCCGUGGAGGGGUGGGCAUUGGAUGAUCUAGUAAGGAAAUACGAAGAGGGUAUACAACGAAUGGCCCAGAAAAUGGAGGCUUCAUUUGGAAAUAGAGUGAGUUAAGUCGUUGACCAGUUUUCUCUUUUG
Messenger RNA from Morus notabilis, 605 nucleotides. Its product is annotated as lachrymatory-factor synthase-like. The transcript has a single exon. The record is from RefSeq and is a predicted model, not a curated record. Bases 66 to 581 code for a protein of 171 amino acids. NCBI's taxonomy places the organism in Eukaryota, Viridiplantae, Streptophyta, Magnoliopsida, Rosales, Moraceae.